Molecule: messenger RNA, 442 nt
Organism: Drosophila suzukii
Lineage: Eukaryota; Metazoa; Arthropoda; Insecta; Diptera; Drosophilidae
Source: RefSeq, a predicted model, not a curated record
UGCGUUGCAAGGGGAAUUUCCGAAGUGGACCACCGAUAACAUGCUGAGGUGCGUUAAAGACUUCGAAGACGAAUUGAACUUUCCAAACUGUCUUGGUGCCGUCGACGGGAAGCAUGUGGCGAUACGGGCCUUCACUAAUAGCGGAACCCUUUUUUACAAUUAUAAAGGAUUUCAUUCGAUUGUUCUUAUGGCAAUCUGCGACGCUCACUACCGGUUCACUUAUAUAGAAGCCGGGGCGUUCGGAAGCGAGGGAGACAUGAAAAUGCAUUUGGGAUUCUUAGUGCACGGUGGAUGGCUGUGCAACGUACUUGAGCAACCCGAGCAAGUCUCAGAAAGUUAUUGCAGCCUGUUGUGCCCUGCAUAAUUUUUUAAUGCGGAAAAAUCCUACAACUUACACGUUGCACGAAGUACCGAGCAACGUGCUUGUCGAUCUGCGAGCCUG